CAGAUAUAUCUGCUACUUACAGCCCACCAUUAGCCUACCGUCGCUACAAACGUCGACAUUUGCCCUUGUCCACAUAUGUCUUUGACCAUGCCAUAAGUCUUGGAUCAAUGCAACGUCUUUUGUGCCCCAGAAUCAGAAGCUGGACUGUGGAAGUUGGCAGUGGCUCGUACUCCACAGCUAGUUUCCCCACCGAGUAUAUAAGAGAGAUGCAUCACCCCGGUUACUUUCCCGUGUUACAUCUCCAAGCUCACUUUUUUUUCUCUCUACCCUCACCUCUUCCCGAUCAUGGCUGGCGCUUGCGAACAACUCGACAUGAUCUUGGCUAGAGACGCUGCCGCUAAGAAUUUCUCCUGGUUCAUUUUGCCAGGAAGGUCCAUGGCCUCCGUUAGGUUCGAAUCAAAGUUUGCUCCUCAGGCAUGGAUGCCCCCCAACCCGACAUACACAUCAACUGAGGAGCAAACGCCAAAAUACAUCUGGCAUCCUCACGGUGUUGCCAUGAUAAGACCAACUUUGAAUCAACACCUACAGGCCUAUUUCUACAAGGUCCAACACAUCUUGCCACGAAUCUGCCACCCCUCUGUCAUCCAUAAUGAAGCCCGCUUGAUCACCCAUUCGGUGAACGCUGGAUUCAAUAGCAAACCAGAGUCAUUCGGUGAGGCAGUGGCGAAAGCGCUGUUCCGCGCCGGGGCUACUCGACUGGAAUACACCCGGACUGUGGCACUGCUCACAAAUGACGUUCUCAUCGAACUCAAUCUGAGCGACUGGUGUGCCAUGCGCGCUCUCCGAUUAUACCUCGAAGACAUCGCUACUUCGACUGUACUCAAGGCCUGGUCUAAUAUUUCGGUCGAUUUCAUGUUCACGUCUGGUGCGACUGGUUUGGAGAAAGCUAGCGACUCACUUGAGCCUAUCCGAAACGAAAUGUUCAAUGCAGCAGCUUUCUAUGGCGACCUUGUUGCGAUUGGCAUCAUCCCUCGCAGUCUAUUUGAUUCCGUCAUAAAUGGCUUCUUGGACUGCCUGACAUCGGUAUCCCAGUGUCGCAUGCUUUAUCUCAUGUUGGUCCGAGCAACAUUCCACAUCGCAUCCCCUAUACAACCAAGUUGUUUACUUGCCUGGCAUAAAAAGUUACUCUCUCCAAAGCGAAUCAGGCUGCCUAUGGAUGACGUGAUGGUCCAGAGGUGGAUUAUCGAGCUCUGCAACGUGAUUGAUAAGGCUGUUGUUCAAAACCAAGCCAUCGUGCAACGUUGCAAAACUACCAACUCACCAGCCGGAAAUCAUAUCUGGGACACGAAGCUCACCCGCCAGGGUCUGCACGAUUUAAUUGAAAAGAUGUAAUAUUGUAGACUUAUGGGAAAGAUGGUUUAUCAUUAUUUCGAGUUCUUAGCUUACCUGUAACACUUAAUAAUAGCCUUAGAAUGUCUCGUGAUGUUAGGC
Molecule: messenger RNA, 1431 nt
Organism: Suillus paluster
Lineage: Eukaryota; Fungi; Basidiomycota; Agaricomycetes; Boletales; Suillaceae
Exons: 3
Coding region: 286-1332 (348 amino acids)
Source: RefSeq, a predicted model, not a curated record